Molecule: messenger RNA, 2545 nt
Organism: Tyto alba (common barn owl)
Lineage: Eukaryota; Metazoa; Chordata; Aves; Strigiformes; Tytonidae
Product: protein eva-1 homolog C
Exons: 8
Coding region: 300-1796 (498 amino acids)
Molecular function (GO): carbohydrate binding
Source: RefSeq, a predicted model, not a curated record
UUUGCCUUUUCUGCAGGAACAGCCACCUUGAGAGGCAGCGCAGGCAGCCCUUCCCUUCCUCCUAAAACGGUGAAUGGCCGGACAUUUGCUGAGAUGGAGAUUACAGCACACGUGUAUCCGGAUUUCUGCCUCGCUGUAUCUGUGAGAAGGCAGGGGGCAUGUUGGAAACCUUCCCAAGCCCCGUCCCUCCGCUCGGGGGGGAACAGAGGUGGGAGGGAAGGGGCUGCCGGUUUCUCCGCCAGCGAUGGUGAUGCCAAGGCACAGCACCCGCUCACCCACCACAGAGCGCCUUUGAAAACAUGUCCCUCCCUCCCCAUGGGAGGCGUCCGAGCACCGAGGGUGUCCCAGCUGUCCAGAGCAGCCCCUUGCCCUGGGCAGCAGACAAAGAGCGGGUACACGGGCGCCCGCCCAGCCCCGGCGCUUUGGCAGGGCAGAGAAGCGAGCCAUUGUCCCCGCGCACCGCCUGGCCGGCACCAGCCACCGCCGAGGACCUCAGCGGCAGAGGCUGCCUGGUGGGACGCAGCAGAGCCGGCACUGGCUGCACCAUGACUGGGCUGGUGGGGCCGGCAGCAGCCCUGGUCCUCAUCUACCUGGCUGUGGGGCUGGAGGCCAGCCCAGAGCUCUCUGGAUACCUGCGCAAGGUGCUGAGGAACCACACCAUCCACACAUGUGACGGGGAGCAGCUACUCAUCGUCUGCCCUCACAGGACCACCAUCAGCAUCCUCGGUGCCUUCUACGGACGUCGCGUACCCAGCCCCAACCUCUGCCCCAGCCCUGGCAAUGCCUCCCAGGAGAGCACCGAGUGCAUGUCCGCCACGGCCUACCUGAAGCUGCUUGCUGAGUGCCAGGACCAGCAGUGGUGCCAGUUCUCGGUGCACAGCCAGGUCUUUGGGCCAGAUCCGUGCCCUGGGACACACAAGUACCUCAUUGCUUCAUACAAGUGCCGGCCAGGGAACCAUCGGGUCAAGACCGUGUGUGAGAAUGACAAGCUGAGGCUGCAGUGCCGACCAAAAUCCAUCCUGGCCAUUUAUUCUGCAAACUACGGACGAUUCCUGCGAGGCAAACCAGAGUGCGACGCCCUAAACGCUGGGGGACCUCAUAUAGAGUGCUUGGCUCCAGACGCCCUGCGGAGGGUCUCCAAGAAGUGCCACCGCAAGGGGAACUGCACCGUGGCUGCUGACCAGGCCACCUUCGGGGACCCGUGCCUGCCCGGCACAAAGAAGCAGCUGCGAGUGUCCUACACCUGCGUGCCCAAGCAGCUGAUGGAGGAGGUGGGCCCUGACACCUCAGACCCUUUCCUGCUCUCGGACUACAUGCAUGGUGGCUGGUACAAAGGGCCCAGGUUCUCCAGACUCCGGGAAGACCAGAUGAUUUUUACUAGCUCUCUGGCAGCUUUUGCCCACCUUUGGGGCAUCCCAGAGAAAGUUGGCCUCUACUUUCUUUGUGGGGUCUCGGGAGGCCUCAUGCUCCUGCUGUGCAUCAUCAGCCCCAAAACAACCUUCCUUCAGGAGGUGGGGGAGGCUCUCAAAGACCCAGAGCUGGGGAGCAGCUUGGAGCUGAGCAGGACCAAGCUGCAAGAUGAGCAGGACGAAGACCUUCCUGAUGACAGCUCCUCGGACUCCUCCUUCCGCCGCCUCACCCGCACCUACCGCGCCACCGACAGCAUCUUCAGCCCUGAGCUGACGGCAGCCAUGGAGGGAGCGAUGGAGCACCAGGGCCGCAGCGGGGAGGAGAUCUGGAUGCCCAAGGAGUCAAGCCCAUACGCCAUCCACAAGAUCAAAUCAGCCACCAAAUAAGAACUGGAAGAAAAUGGCUGGGGAGCAGCGGGGGGCAGAGGCUAAGUGGGAUCCGACAUCAGAGAGACACAAGAGUUUGGGCUGCUUGGGGCAAGUCGGAAUCUGGAUUGGCAUCCGGGCGAUGGCAGCCCCAGUGUGGCCAUCAAACCGCUGCUCCACCAGCCUGGAAACCUCUAGACUGGGGGUAAGAUGCGGUCCCGGGUGUGAUGAGGGGCUGCGGGAUGGCUCAUGGGGCCACUGGCUCCUUUGCCAUAAACACGCUGCUAACCCUAAGCUAACCUCACCAUUCUCAGUUCUCAUUAGCUGGCUCUAGUACUUAACCCUGCUCAGCCACACUGAGCCCACCCUGAGCCUUUCCAGGCCAUUUGCUCCUGUUUCUUCUUGGGUGCUGGCUUCCAACCCUGGUGCUGCAAACAUCCCCCCAGCACUAGGGCAGCAUGCUGGCAGUGGAGAUGCAGAAAAAGCCAGAACGUGGGGAGGAUGCAGGUGGAGUGGGUGGGAGAGCACCAGGAGCAUCACACAGCACAACCUUACCAUGCCACAUGCCUUGAAGCCCUGGUAUCCCCAGGGGAGCUGCACCCCAGGGCUGUGGCAGCCAGCAGCUUGGCUCUCACCUCCCUGCCAGCAUUCAGGAGCUCUGUCACCCUGCAUUGCUCUGUGCUUUCCUUCAUGCUUCCCUCUCUGGCAGGAGAGCCUCGGGGUUAACUUGCCGGAACUUUUUCCAGUAAAUAAAUGCAGCAGCUGGUAGA